Mesoplodon densirostris (Blainville's beaked whale) is the source of this 1530-nucleotide messenger RNA. Its product is annotated as testis-specific Y-encoded protein 1-like. Gene Ontology annotation, cellular component: chromatin; nucleus. Gene Ontology annotation, molecular function: chromatin binding; histone binding. Gene Ontology annotation, biological process: nucleosome assembly. The record is from RefSeq and is a predicted model, not a curated record. NCBI's taxonomy places the organism in Eukaryota, Metazoa, Chordata, Mammalia, Artiodactyla, Ziphiidae.
AUGAGUAAACUGAGGAAAAAAGGCAAAAAACAACCACAAAGAAAAAGCAAGCAAAGAUAUUACGGAGAGAACGAGGAGGAAGAGAGGAUGAGAACAAAGCAUGUAAAGACAGAUGAAGAACCCUAUAUGGAAGAAAACAUUAUCCAAGCGCGAGACCUAGAAUCCGCGAGACCGCGAGACCGCGAGACCGCGAGACCUCGACCGCGGGACCGCGAGACCUCGAAUCCGCGAGAUCGCGAAACCACGAGACCGCGAGACCGCGAAUCCGCGAGACCGCGAAUCCGCGAGACCGCGAGACCUCGAAUCCGCGAGACCGCGAAUCCGCGAGACCGCGAGACCUCGAAUCCGCGAGACCGCGAAUCCGCGAGACCGCGAGACCGCGAAUCCGCGACACCGCGAGACCUCGAAUCCGCGAGACCGCGAGACCUUGAAACCGUGAGACCGCGAGACCGCGAGACCUCGAAUCCGCGAGACCGCGAGACCGCGAAUCCGCGAGACCUCGAAUCCGCGAGACCGCGAGACCUUCCUCACAGUGGUCCUUCGGGCAGGGAGUGCGGUGAGAGCUGCCCCAGCUCAGGGCCAGGGCCACGUGGCACCGCCCGGGGACCCCGGGUCAUCCUGCGUGUGGGAGGGGGUCCUCAGGAAGCAGGGGUCUGCGGGUCCCCAGGUGCAGUGGGGGAGGUGGGUGCCGUGCGGGCACUAGCUGGUGGGUCGGGCGAGGAGGCCACCAUCUUCAGGGUGAGGGUCGUGCGGCAAGGCGUGGCCCUGGAGGAGGGAGAGGUGGCGGGGAUCGGGGAGGAGUUGGGGCUACUGGUGGAAGACAUCAUGCAGAGGGUGGAGGCGGGGGCGGAGGAAUAGCAGUAGGAGGUGCAGGCGGAGGAGCUGGAGGAGAAGCCCCAGGAGCAGGGGCAGGAAGAGCCAGGGCCGAGACCCGGACCCACGACCGCCCGGCCCCUGCUGGAGGCGCUGGUGGCCCUGCAGUUAGAGCUGAGCCCUCUGAAUGCCCAAGCCAGCAGGGCCUACGCUUGGCUCAAGCACAUGAUGGGUCAGACGCGGAAGCCUCACUUGAAUGGAAGAAGAGCCAUCAUCUGGGGCAUCCCUGGCUUCUGGGCCAGAGCCAUCAUGAACCAACCCCAGAUGUCGGCCAUGAUCAGUGACCAAGAUGAAGACAUGAUUAGCUAGAUCAGUUUGGAGGUGCAGGAACUGGGCCAUCCUAGGCACCGCUGCAAGUUGAUGUUUUUCUUUCGGAACAACUCCUACUUCUGGAACGACGUGAUCAUGAAGGAGUAUCACCUUAGCAUCACUGGAUAUAGGGCGUCUCGUUCCACUCCAGUUCAGUGGUUCUGGGAUUAUGAACAAGGUGCCCACAGCCGCAGGCAGGACACCACCAGCCUUAACUUCCUCAACUGGUUGUGUGACCACAACUGCCCAGGGUCUAACAGGAUUGCUGAGAUCAUCGGCGAGGGCCUGUGGCCCAAUCCCCUGCACUACUACCCCAGGGAGGAAGGCCCCACCGGCACAGACCCGUAA